AUGACAGAUCAAUCCAAAAGAAUGAUUCGCUAACAAUAUUUCUUGGCUCUGUAGUGGUGUUCGAAGAGACGCCAUGUCUGCCAAGCACAGAAAGGAGUCAAGCUACGAAACAGAAAGUUCAACAGCUCCCGACAGUACGACCAGAGAAAAGCUAGGGUUCUCCAUUGGAGAUGAGGUGCUGUUGAACCGAAAGGAUGGCAAUUUCUAUCUGGGAACUGUUGUCGAGUUGGACAACGUGCGCGAGCAAUGCCUGAUCAAGUUUGACGACAACACGUCGAGCUGGUCACACGUGAAACACAUGACACGUCUGUUUCCCAUGGGUGAUGGAUUCGACGAUGACGUGGUGAUGUGUGUCGUGUGCAAGCAGAGUGAGCCACAGGCCACUAUUGUCGUCUGCAACCGGUGUGCACGGGGCUACCAUCAGCUGUGUCAUCAGCCGGCAAUCAGCAGUGACAGCAUUCGUAAAUGGCAAUGUCGUCGAUGUCAGGUGCCACUGAUUGAUGAGCUGCGUGCCUACCGCAAGAAGGCCAAAACCAAAGCUGCAUCGCCAACUAAGAAGACAGCUUCUGCUGCACCCAAUGCAGCUGUAGAUGCACCCAAUACAGUUGCAGAUGCACCCAAUGCAGCUGCAGUACAGUUGAGGUCAUCAGGGCAGCAGGAGAAUGCACAGUUGCAGCCGGAGUCGAAUCCUAGGUUGCAGUUGCCAUACGAUUUGAAAAGCCUGGUUUGGGACGAACAGCACGAGGUGAACUCUCAGCAGAAAUACUGCUAUUGUGGCAGCAGUGGAGACUGGUACCUGAAGAUGUUGCAGUGUUCUCAAUGCAGGCAGUGGUUCCAUGAGCGCUGUGUUUCCUGUCUACAGUACCCGCUCUAUCUGGGCGAUAGGUUCUACGUAUUUGUGUGUGGCGUAUGCAACGUAGGUGUUGAGUUUGCGCGCCGUCUGGAGGUGGGUUGGGUGGACCUGGUGCAUUUGGCACUGUUCAAUAUGACGGUGUGUCGCGCCGAGGAGUACCAUCACAUCGAUCAGCACAUCAACUAUUUCAUCAACUGUAACUGGACCAGUCUACAAUUGCCACCAAAGAUUAGUAAAGUCUGGCCAAAAGAAAGAAAAACUAUUAUAACAAAUGUACUUCUAAAAAAUAGCUCUAGGUUUAAAAGUGCGCGCGAACUGAAGAAGAGCAGCCCACUUUGGGGACUGCGCAUGCGUGUACCACCCCCUCCACCACUCGUACCGCGGCUGCCAACCCUCCCCACUACCACCCCUCUCACAGAGCAACGGCUCCUCAACGCCAACCCUACCUGCAAGUUCCUACCACACAGGCCAGUUGCUUCGCCACAAAAGACUGAUGUAAAGAACCACGUGAACCAGAGCAACCACAAUCAUAAUGGGGAGAUUGUGGAAGGCAUUCUGCCCAAGGCGUGGCGAUCGGACAAGGUGCAGGCCGGCAUUAAGAUGCUUCAUAUAGAUGCCAGGCCCCUACUGCUGCCUAAAGGCAUGCCUGCUACCGGCCAUAAGGUAUUUCAGUUUUUUUUCAUUUAUCGUCUGUCUAUGAAAGAGCUAUGUGGAUUUGUCCGUAGUUAUUUCAGGGACUGGACACAGCGAUCUGAAUUCAUUAGGAUUGUACAGAUAUUGUACAGGUUGCAGUUCAGUAGCGACUCGUUGUAGCAUCUUGGGGCUUCCCGUU
Messenger RNA from Nilaparvata lugens (brown planthopper), 1685 nucleotides. Its product is annotated as metal-response element-binding transcription factor 2-like. Bases 74 to 1666 code for a protein of 530 amino acids. Gene Ontology annotation, biological process: chromatin organization; regulation of DNA-templated transcription. The record is from RefSeq and is a predicted model, not a curated record. The transcript has 9 exons. Gene Ontology annotation, cellular component: nucleus. Gene Ontology annotation, molecular function: chromatin binding; DNA binding. Lineage: Eukaryota; Metazoa; Arthropoda; Insecta; Hemiptera; Delphacidae.